Molecule: messenger RNA, 792 nt
Organism: Penicillium manginii
Lineage: Eukaryota; Fungi; Ascomycota; Eurotiomycetes; Eurotiales; Aspergillaceae
Exons: 3
Coding region: 1-792 (263 amino acids)
Source: RefSeq, a predicted model, not a curated record
AUGUCGAAAACGACUAGUCGUAAGGAUUACAAAGCGGAUCUGGUUUACACAUGCACGCUCUUUAAGCAGAUUGAGACCCAUUACUGCCCAGACUCGCUUAAUAAAUGGCAUGCGCAUAUAGCCGGAUUGAGCGCAAUUAUGAAACUGUACCGGCCUAAGAAGGGCGAUUCUCCUAUAAUAGCUGCAAUAUACGGCCAACAUCAAAAGUCCAAAGUGCCACUUUCCCGACUCAUGAAUCUCCCCAAGCCCCUAGUCCAGUGGCUCAGAGAGCUUGGCGAAGGAUUGCCAUAUGAGUUGAUGCAGCUUCUUACGGAUAUGUCGUGUCUCUUCGUUACUGUUGAUACUACCAGGGCCGAUGAAUCUCUCAAUAAUCAAGCCUGUCAGUCGCUGCUAGAUGAAUGUCUAGACCUAGAAAGGUGGUUUCAGAAAUUCUUGACUAAUGUCAGUGCAUGUGGCACCAACGAAGAUCCUCCUAUAUAUAACCGCGGCGAAAUCAAAACAGGAAUGCCAGCCACAUACGACCUAUUCGGACCCGCCUACCAAUUCACCUCAGUCGGCGAAGCAAACUUGCACAUCUACACUUGGACUUCACUAUCAUCUAUAUACCCACUGAUCCACCAGGCCCACGCCCUAGCAGAGCCUACUUCGACCAACAACGUGCCAAAAUUUCUACUUGAUGAUCACUCCCCGCAACACGCGGCCCAUCACCUUUCCGCCCUUUACAUCAGCAAAGCACUCCGCUGUAUCCCAUACUGCUUACAAGAGGGCAUGAACUCAUGGCCAUCUUUCUAA